AAGGGAUUUUCUAAUUCGUCUUUCGUUGGAAACUUACGGAUCACGGUUUCACAAUGUGCACUUCGUUUUAUAUACAGUAUACCUGUGGAUGCAGAAAAGAGAUGGAGUUCGUCCAGUGCGCCGAGAGUCAAGGGACGAAUGUGAAAUGUAAGCCUGUAAGGAAGGAGCCAGGCAAGGAUUCUUUGAACUAUUGCAGAGGAUUGAAUAGCUAAAAGAAAAUGAGUACUCGUCAAGCUCAAAUAUACCUAGUCUAGGGAUUUCAACUUGAUAGUCAAUAUGUCGUCUUCGG
Molecule: messenger RNA, 289 nt
Organism: Aspergillus steynii IBT 23096
Lineage: Eukaryota; Fungi; Ascomycota; Eurotiomycetes; Eurotiales; Aspergillaceae
Exons: 3
Coding region: 54-212 (52 amino acids)
Source: RefSeq, a predicted model, not a curated record